This is a messenger RNA of Aspergillus sclerotioniger CBS 115572, 1052 nucleotides long. RefSeq names its product SCO family protein. Gene Ontology annotation, cellular component: mitochondrial inner membrane. The transcript is spliced from 3 exons. Gene Ontology annotation, molecular function: copper chaperone activity; copper ion binding. The coding region runs from base 67 to 957 and encodes 296 amino acids. Gene Ontology annotation, biological process: mitochondrial respiratory chain complex IV assembly; intracellular copper ion homeostasis. The record is from RefSeq and is a predicted model, not a curated record. Lineage: Eukaryota; Fungi; Ascomycota; Eurotiomycetes; Eurotiales; Aspergillaceae.
CAGUCUCCGACACCCUCCACGCGAAAACUCCGCAACCAGCCAUCCCCAAACCGCCAAUACACCACAAUGGCUUCCACAAUGCGGCCCAUGAGCCGAAUUCUCACACGGGCAUCCCGUUCCACCCUAUUCCCCAUCGAACGCACCGCGACCCAGACCGCGCUCAGAACCACCACCACCAGCCCCAUCUCCCGCCUCAGCUCCAACAAUGCCAUCCUAUCCUCCACCCGCUCCUUCUCAACCUCGCCUGCUUGUCUGCGCGCUCGCACAAUGGGCCAAAUGAAGGCCCGGCACUCGACGGGCCCGUUCUCAUGGAAAUCGGCGCUGCUGUUCGUGCUGACGGGCGGAGGCAUGAUUAUCUAUUUCCGGGUCGAGAAGGAGAGAUUGGAGAGGAAGCGUAUCGCGGAGAUGAGUAAGGGAGUGGGGAAACCGAGAGUGGGAGGUCCGUUUACGUUGAAGGAUCUGGAUGGGAAGGAGUUCACCGCAGAGGAUUUGAAGGGGAAGUAUGCUUUUGUGUAUUUCGGAUUCACUCAUUGCCCUGAUAUCUGCCCCGAUGAGUUGGAUAAGAUGGCGGAGAUUAUUGAUAAGGUGAAGGAGGCUACCAAGGGCGAAAAUAUCUUCCUGCCGGUGUUUAUUACGUGUGACCCGGCGAGAGAUACGCCUGAGGUGCUGCGCGAGUAUCUUAAGGAGUUUCACCCGGGGAUUAUCGGCUUGACGGGAACGUAUGAUGAGGUGAAGAAUGUUUGCAAGCAGUAUCGGGUGUACUUUAGUACGCCGAGGGAUAUUAAGCCUGGGGAGGAUUAUUUGGUGGAUCAUAGUAUUUAUUUCUAUCUUAUGGAUCCCGAUAAUGACUUCGUCGAGUGCAUUGGUCGUCAAGACACGCCUGAGACGGCCACGAGGACGAUCAUGGAACACAUCAAUGACUGGAAGCGGGAGGGAAAGCCGCUCAGGAAGGACUGAUUCGUCUCACUGGGCGUGUAUCAUAGACAAUACCCUACUCUGUGACUGUAAAAUAAGACUGUCAAUUAGCAUCACUCCAUUCCAUUCCAUUCAGC